GCAUAUGAGGAAAAAAACUUCUGCACUGCUCUGUUCUAUUAAUUUUGAAGCAUCCGAACAGUUGCGGUCCAACUGUAAAAUCGCUUCGUUAUAUGACUUUGUAGAAAUUGGAAGUGACUACCUCAACUUUGUAUCAAGAAUGUGCUUCAAUCGCAUUACGUGCUGAACGCCCAACUUUCUGAAGUAGGAAGCUGGUUUAUGCAUUAUUGUAAUUUUCAGAGAAGAGAACAGUUCUUACCUACUGCAUCCAGAACACUUAUAGUGUUUUAACGUUUUGUUCAAGGUUGUUUAAUGGUGGGUGCUUUUACAGUGACAAAAUGAAAGCGUUGUUCUUUUCAUGUGUUUCUUUUGUAUUAUUGGCUUCAGGGAUAUUCGUUGGAGGAACCCAAAACAGCCUGCAUUGCUAUGAAUGUUCUGCGUAUUAUACACGUGACUGUGGGGAUCCUUUCGACAAUAGUACGAUGACGUUGGUGCCUUUCUGUGCCCAGUGUUCCAAGGGAUCCGUUCAAGUGGACGGACAAACGUAUAUACAGCGAAAAUGUCUGCAUUCAAAGUCAGACGACGGAUGUGAGCGUAACGCUACAAACUGGGAGUGCCUGUGCUCCGAUGCAGCCGGAUGUAACGGCCGAAACACUUUGGUCGCUGAGGGGGCAGGCUAUUCUGUAGAAGCUAGUGCGUCCGUGAUGAUACUAUCGGCAUUUAUUGCAAUUCAACAUUUUGUAAUGCAGUAGCUACUCACGAUCUUAGGCACAAACUUAACAUAUCUCAUACGUAGUUAGUACAGCGGUGUAUUAUAUGUAUAUAAGUUGUUGUUGUUUAUGUUGUUGUUUUUUAAGUUUUUUACACGUUAGAAUGCAAUAUGUUAAUAAAUUUAUAUUUACUUA
Messenger RNA from Mya arenaria, 884 nucleotides. RefSeq lists its product as uncharacterized. Lineage: Eukaryota; Metazoa; Mollusca; Bivalvia; Myida; Myidae. The record is from RefSeq and is a predicted model, not a curated record. The coding region runs from base 318 to 731 and encodes 137 amino acids. Gene Ontology annotation, biological process: regulation of synaptic transmission, cholinergic; positive regulation of voltage-gated potassium channel activity; sleep. The transcript is spliced from 3 exons.